Fusarium pseudograminearum CS3096 is the source of this 888-nucleotide messenger RNA. RefSeq lists its product as uncharacterized. Bases 1 to 888 code for a protein of 295 amino acids. Lineage: Eukaryota; Fungi; Ascomycota; Sordariomycetes; Hypocreales; Nectriaceae. The transcript has 3 exons. Gene Ontology annotation, molecular function: sphingomyelin phosphodiesterase activity. Gene Ontology annotation, cellular component: cytoplasm. The record is from RefSeq and is a predicted model, not a curated record.
AUGUCCAUUCGUUCAAUUUCCAGCCAGCUCCUUGUCUCGACUUUGGCCUUGAGCAGCCUUUGUCUUGGCCAAAAGACCGGAAAGUUCAACUUUCUCACCUACAACGUGGCAGGUCUUCCAGAAAUCAUCAAUGGCAACGAUGUUCCUGGUGACAAGAAGACCAACUCCAACCUGAUCGGUACUGCUUUUGCCACUCAAGGAUUCGACAUUGUGCACAUGCAGGAAGACUUCAACUUCCACGCCUACAUCUACGCGACUGACAACCACCCUCAGCGAACUCCCACUUCUGGCGGUGUACCUUUUGGAGAUGGUCUCAACACUGUGGCCAACUACCCAUGGUCCACUUUCAGCCGCAAGAAGUGGAACAAAUGCAACCUGAACUCUGGAGACUGCCUCACUCCCAAAGGCUUCAGCUUCAUGCGCAUGGCUAUCGGUGGAGUCGAAGUUGAUCUCUACAACCUUCAUGCCGAUGCUGGAUCUGACAAGGGCGACGUUGAUGCUCGCUCGGCUGGUAUUGACCAGGUCCUUGCCUACAUCAAUUCCAACUCCAAUGGCCGAGCAGUUAUCAUUGGUGGCGACACAAACGACAGAUGGACCAACGCUGGACGAAGCCUUAACAAGCUGACAGACGCUGGCUUCAGCGAUGCUUGGGUUCAGCUCAUCCAAGGUGGCAAGUAUCCCACUGCUGGGGCUGCCGCAGACCCAUGCAAGGUUCCUGCCGCAGACAACAAGUGCGAGAUUGUCGACAAGGUUUUCUACCGAUCUGGAAACUCUGUCAAGCUCAGCGCUACUUCUUUCAACUACGUGCCCAAGCUCUUUCUUCAGCCCGAUGGAAACAUCCUUUCCGACCACAACCCUGUUCUGGUCGAUUUCACCUACAGCUCUUAG